Messenger RNA from Linum tenue, 786 nucleotides. The record is from the annotation of a GenBank genome assembly. NCBI's taxonomy places the organism in Eukaryota, Viridiplantae, Streptophyta, Magnoliopsida, Malpighiales, Linaceae.
UUUGUGUCGUCCCUCAGAAACCCUAAUUUUCCCUUCAUUUGCGCAAGAGGCUCUCACCUCCAAUCCUUCAGCCGCUUCAAGCCAGUCUUAAGACAGAAAAUGAAGGUUGUCGCAGCUUACCUUCUCGCCGUUUUAGGAGGCAACUCCUCCCCCACCGCCGAGGACUUGAAGAAGAUCCUUGGAUGCGUCGGCGCUGAUGCUGAUGAGGACAGGAUUGAGUUGCUCUUGUCUCAAGUGAAAGGAAAGGACACCACCGAGCUGAUUGCAGCUGGUAUGGAGAAGUUGGCCUCAGUUCCUUCAGGUGGUGGCGGUGGCGGCAUUGCAGUUUCUGCAUCAGCUGGCCCUGCUGCAUCUGGUGGUGCUGCCCCAGCUGCCGAGUCAAAGAAGGAAGAGAAAGUGGAAGAGAAGGAAGAGUCAGAUGAUGACAUGGGUUUCAGCUUGUUCGACUAAAUUGCUCUGCCUGCUGGCUAUUGUUGCCCCUUGAAGACUGUUGUACUUGGGUUUUUACUUAGUGUUUUAGUUGAACUUUUGACAAGUUUUGUUAUCUGUGUACUUCGAGAUGUAUUGGAUGUGCCUGAGAGCAGUCUUAAUUUUGGAUUUAUGAAUGAAGAUGUCAUGAAAUUGCAGUGUUAGCUUUGAUACUUAAAUUCUCUUAUUGAUUGCUCCAGUAUCCUGUUUUAUUUCUAUUGAAUUACUUUGUGUAUGGGUUGUAGUUUACCCAAAGGCUUCUACAAUUGAACCCAGCUUAUGAUAGGUAAGUGAAUUUUAGUUUGAGAAUAAUAUGCC